AUGCAACCCCCCCGAACCCUCCUCAACCGCCUCUUCCCCCCAACUCCGCCCUCCACAACCACAACCUGGCAACGCGCCGACCCCGUCCCCUCCGCCAGGCUGCCGCAUCCAAGGCCCUCUUUCAAAAUCGGCCAACGCGUCUACAACAAAGCACACUACGACGCCGAGUCAAACCUGCAGCAGCAGUCUUACUGGAUCAAAGGCUGGAGGUGGGAUCAGGUGUAUGGGCAGAUGAGGUAUCUGUUGACGUAUACGCCGAACGGACAGGUUUAUGGGAGUGAGGCUGAGGGGAGCCUGUUGGUUGCUUGA
Letharia columbiana is the source of this 309-nucleotide messenger RNA. RefSeq lists its product as uncharacterized. The record is from RefSeq and is a predicted model, not a curated record. The transcript is spliced from 2 exons. The coding region runs from base 1 to 309 and encodes 102 amino acids. Lineage: Eukaryota; Fungi; Ascomycota; Lecanoromycetes; Lecanorales; Parmeliaceae.